UGUACCUUCUUCUCUAUUCUUUUCAGCUUGAACGUUGCUGACAAUUACUACAACCUGAAAAUGUCUGCAGGAUACAGCAGAACAAAUAACCAGGAGCUGAGAAUGGUGAUGGUGGGGAAAACCGGCAUUGGAAAGAGUGCCACUGGAAACAACAUACUGGGACGACCAUGCUUUGAGUCCAAGUUUAGUUCAAAGUCGAUGACUGUGGACUGUUCUAAGGGCAGAGGUACAGUAGAUGGACAAAAGGUUACCGUUAUUGACACCCCAGGUCUCUUUGACACCAGGUUUGGCAUGGACAAGACAACUGCAGAUUUAAGCCAGUGCAUCUCUUAUGCUUCUCCUGGACCCCAUGUGUUCCUGGUGGUCAUCGGACUGGGCAGAUUCACUCCAGAAGAGAAGCAGACAGUGCAAAGGAUUCAAGAAAUCUUUGGUGAGGCAGCAGACAGAUACAGCAUGGUUCUAUUUACUAGGGGGGAUCAACUUGAAGACCAAACCAUUGAGGACUUCAUAAAUGAUGACCAAGACCUGCUGGAGCUCGUGAACAGAUGUAACGGCCAGUACCAUGUCUUCAAUAAUAAAAAAGAAGAUCCCUCUCAGGUCACUGAGCUGCUCCAGAAGAUCAGAAGUAUUGUCCAGAAGAACGGAGGAAGCCACUACACCAACGAGAUGUUCCAAAAGGCUGAGAGGGCAAUCGAGGAGGAGAAACAACGCAUCCUGAAAGAGAAAGAGGAGCAAAUACGCAAAGAAAGAGAAGAACUUGAGAGGGAAGUACAGCAAAAGUAUAAAAACAGAUGAAGAGGAUCAGUGAUGAACUCCGGGCUGAGAGAGAGAGAGAGAAACAGGAGAGGAUGAGGGAGAAGGAGGAGAUGACAGAGGAGAGAAAGAGGGAGA
Molecule: messenger RNA, 891 nt
Organism: Labrus bergylta (ballan wrasse)
Lineage: Eukaryota; Metazoa; Chordata; Actinopteri; Labriformes; Labridae
Source: RefSeq, a predicted model, not a curated record